This is a messenger RNA of Adelges cooleyi (spruce gall adelgid), 2784 nucleotides long. RefSeq names its product RING finger protein 10. The coding region runs from base 444 to 2507 and encodes 687 amino acids. NCBI's taxonomy places the organism in Eukaryota, Metazoa, Arthropoda, Insecta, Hemiptera, Adelgidae. The transcript has 15 exons. Gene Ontology annotation, molecular function: transcription cis-regulatory region binding. The record is from RefSeq and is a predicted model, not a curated record. Gene Ontology annotation, biological process: positive regulation of transcription by RNA polymerase II.
GCUCAUCUCACUACGCAUUAUCAGUGUUUUUUCGCUGUACGUUCACAGUCGCGGCCAUUUUGAGCGUCGAACAACAUUAUUAUUCGCGUGUGCUAGGUCGCCUUAGCGCGACUUGAAAGUUCAAAGUUGUGUAAGUAUUUUAAUACCGUUCUUCCGACAUUCCGGUUUGCCGGUAGCUCGCCGAGUUUUGCAGCGUUUGUGGUUAUUCCCAAAAAUCAUAAAAAAGCGUGAGAGUAGGAUACUCUCAAAUCGCUCUACAAUCACUUUCGUAUCAUUUUUAAAACCCCCCAACUUUCAUCAAAUCUCGUCCGUUGGCUGCGUAAAAUUGCCGUUUUUUAAAAUUCGUUCACGUGAUAAUGGCAUUAUACUGAAUAAGAUGUCGUCCAUCAAAUCAAUUGUUUACUCUCCAUCCGGAGAUCACUUCUCCUCAACAACCAUCAUCGAUGUCGGAAAAUCGUCAAAUGGAAAGAAAAUUAAAUAUGCCUGCGCCAAAAUCCGCGCAGGGCAGUAAAACAGACGGCAAAAAAUCCACAGAUGUUUCUAGUUCCAAGUUCACAAAUAAUCGUCGAAAUGGAAAGUCUUUUGCUGGCCAACCUCAAAAAGCUGAUACUAAUCGAGGGGCAUCAUUCAAAAAGACUAUUAGCAACUAUAAACAGCCACAACCUCGAGCUAGUUUGUUUUGUGGAAAGAAGGGUUCCGAGGUAAUAGAAUCAUUGCAAGACGUUGGGGAUGAUGAUAUUAUGUUGCCAACUGUACGGCACUGGAAUCAAACAAGAAUGUGGAAUUCACAAAACGGUCCAGGUUGUAGCUUUAGGAAAAAAGCACAACCUCCCAAAUUUAAUAUUAAACAUUUUUUGAUAGCCAAUUGCCAAUUUGUGGUAAAGGCAGGGAAAGACUAUGGAUAUUGGAUUUCUAAUCAAGAUGAAAUUGUAAAUUGGGAAUACAUUGAACAAAUUAAAAUGUUCUCUACUCAAGCCAUAAACUGCCCGAUAUGUAUGGACAUUCCUACGACACCGAAAAUGACCAGCUGUGGACACAUAUACUGCUGGCCAUGUAUUUUACGUUAUCUGGACAUCAAUAAAGAACUUGAUGUUGAUGGUUGUCCUAUUUGCCAUUCUAGAAUACUAAAAAAAGAACUUCAAAGCGUCGAACUGAUUAUAAAUGAAGAAUGCAGUGUUGGUCAAUCCAUUACACUACAACUAAUGAAACGGGCUAGAAAUUCAUUACAAGCUUAUCCUAUCGCUGAACUCGGACGCCAAAACAUUAAUUUACAGCCGACUGAUAACUCUCCAUUAUCAGUUUCAGAAUCAAAUUUCUCUACUGUGUUUUCUAGAAUUCUUGUUGCUAAUAAGAACGAAAUAUUAAAUGUUUUGAACAAAGAAAGGGAAGCUCUUGUAUCCCUUCUAGAUUAUUGGGAAACGGAAGAUGUGGAGAAAAAAUAUAUUUUUGAAGCACUCGAGUUGUUAUCUACAAGAGAAGAUAUUUUAAUGAACGACCAGCCUAUUUUGACCACGAAAGAAUUAGAAGACACGACUUUUGUGGAAUCUUUUCCUAGUACAAGUCUAGGAACAUCACCACUAUCAUGUGUGAAAAACUUAUUUGAUAUUUCUGGAUGCUCUUCUAACAUUCCUUGUGCUCAAAAUGAAAAGAUAAUAACAUCAAACUACACGGAAAAUAUUAACGACAAACUUAAAAGCGUUAAUUUUAAUGAAAUUAAUGAAACACCAAAUAAGUCUAUUAAAAAAGACUUCUAUUUUUAUCAAGCGGUCGAUGGUCAACAUAUCUAUUUGUCAGCUAUUAAUGUAGAAAUGCUGGAAAAAACGUACGGUAAUCUUGAAAACAGUCCACAGCUGUUGACAGCUAUUGUAAAAGAAAAGCAAUACUUAUCCAUGACUGAAGCGUUGAGAAAGCGCUAUAGGUUUUUGCUUCAUUUGCCAAUAACUACUGUGUUUGAAUGGGUUGAAAUUGACAUGACCAAUCUAGUGUCACCAGACAUUUUUGAAUUAUUCAAAAGUAAUUUAGAUGAAAGGACAGCUAUAAGAGAUAGACGUGCUCGAGAAGAACAGAGACUCGCUAAACGUAUUGAAGAGAGAAAUCAAAAAAAACAAAUUGCACCUCCAGAAUGGCAAAACAGAGACAUUUUUCCACAGUGUGGAUACGACCCAUUUGCAGAUGAAAGUAUGAUUCCGUUGAGCGAAUCAAUUGGCAUGACGUCGUCUUCUCCAGUAACAAACAGCUCUACUACUUCCCAUAAGUCUAAAGGAUCGGCCAACUUAUCAUUCGCGAAGGCUUUGCAGAAUGAAAAUAUUAGCAAUGUAAAACCAUCAUCAAGUGUCGCUAUAGCUACACAAUCUUCACAAUGGCCAUCAUUAGGAUCAACUGCCAACGCUACUUCAAUGAAUGAAGUAUUGGAAGAGGCUGUCGCUAAUAUGUCCGUUUAUGAAAAUGGAAGUCACAAGUCAAAAAAUAAGAAAAAAAAGCGUUGCAAGUAUGAACCAAUAUUAUAGAAUAAGUGUUUAAUUUAUGAAAAAAAAAAAAAUUGUUAUAUAAGUAUAACCAGAGAAUAUUUGACACAUUAUUUACUUUUUUUUCAUUUGUGUGAAUUUAGAAUUUAUAGUUUACAUAUUGUUGCUUAAGUUAUUAAUUAAAUAUUUACUGCAGUUUAAUGUUAUAAAACUAUGCAUAAUUUUGAUUCUUUUUGUUACAAAGUUUAAGCAUUUUCUUUAUUUAUUGGCUUGAUGCUGAAUCUUAUAUAGUUAUUUAUUAUUAAAAGUUCACAACUUA